This is a messenger RNA of Egretta garzetta (little egret), 546 nucleotides long. Its product is annotated as fibroblast growth factor 16. Gene Ontology annotation, cellular component: cytoplasm. Gene Ontology annotation, molecular function: fibroblast growth factor receptor binding; growth factor activity. The transcript is spliced from 3 exons. The record is from RefSeq and is a predicted model, not a curated record. The coding region runs from base 1 to 468 and encodes 155 amino acids. Lineage: Eukaryota; Metazoa; Chordata; Aves; Pelecaniformes; Ardeidae. Gene Ontology annotation, biological process: fibroblast growth factor receptor signaling pathway; positive regulation of gene expression; positive regulation of protein phosphorylation.
AUGCAGUUACUGUCCAAGAGUGAUCUGGCGGGGCAGAAGACACGUGCCCCAAAGCUGAGGGGUGACUGGGAGCUGCAACUGCCGCUGAAGUCAGCUGGCUCAGGUGGCUGCUCGUCAUGGAUUUUGGAGUUUAUUAGCCUGGCAGUGGGGCUGGUGAGCAUCCGUGGGGUGGACUCAGGACUCUACCUCGGCAUGAAUGAGAGAGGCGAGCUGUAUGGGUCGAAGAAGCUCACCCGGGAGUGCGUUUUCCGAGAGCAGUUUGAAGAGAACUGGUACAACACAUACGCCUCAACCCUCUACAAGCAUCCCGACUCGGAGAGGCAUUACUACGUGGCUCUGAACAAGGACGGCUCCCCCCGAGAGGGGUACAGGACUAAGAGACAUCAGAAAUUCACUCAUUUCUUACCCAGGCCUGUGGACCCUGCCAAAAUACCCGCGAUGUACAGAGACCUCUUCCACUACAGGUGAUGUUCCCUGCAGCCGCCCCGUCAGUGUACAUACGUGGGCUCCCAAGCUUCUUCCCAGAGCACUCUAUUAGUAGUCAUU